AUGGCGAGCGGAGACUCGGCCUCAUCGUCCGUACCGCCUUCUCCUCCGCCCGGAACUGUCCCUACAGCCUCAUCCUCCGUCUCAACCCUCUACAUCCGCCGCUCUUCUGCGCAAAGUAUCUCUGAUCGAUCCUCCGACGUCGGAUUCCGCUCGCGCGCUGGAUCUGUCACCGCGCUGCGCGGAACGGAUGAGGCGGAAGAGCUGGCAGGGGAAGAGGCGAGAGGGUUCUCGGCAGCAGCAGCGAGGCGGGGAAGCGCAGAAGCGGGAACGGGGCUGUAUGCUCGGAGGCGAAGCUCGGAUGCGGCCCGGCAGCUUGAGCGGCCGCAGACUCCGCCAGGACUCGCGGCUACCGACGCGAACGGCAAGACGCCUCGCAUAGGCACUACGCCACGACAGCGAACUGUGUCUACGUCGACGUCCAUGUCGAGCACGACAUCUGGCUCGAACCACACGCCUCGCACAGCGACAUUCCCUUCGUCUACCCUCUCUUCCUCGACAUCGUCCGCCUCGCCCUCGUCGAAACCGCUUCAUACGCCUCCUACUCUCCUCCCACGCGGCUCUUCGACCCUCCACACCUACUCGUCCUCGUCCUCCUUUCAUGCCCAAUCCGCGCCUCGCACGCCCACGGCUUCCUCCUCAUCCUUCCUCCAGCCAGCCUAUUCCGACUCCGGCCACUCGAGCGGAGCCGACGACUCGUCAUCCGUCUCAUCCGAUGACAACACCUGGGCGACAUCCUGGACUAACCAGCCCGAAUUGUCGACUUCGAAUCCGGACUCGUCCGGCCUCAUGUUCGCCAGAUUCGUCUCGCCUCCCCUCGCUCCGAAUGCAUCAACUCCAGUCGUGCAGUCGGCACCCGACGAGCCCGGCGUCCGCGAGUCUCGCCCACUGAGCGAAUUCGACUGGGCAGCCGCGUACGGCGGGUCGAGUCGCAGUCCAAGUCUGAUGCAGAGCCAAGCUACGGCUCCUCCAGAUCUGUGGAUGACCGAAGCGGCGUCCGUCUCGCCGGCGAGCCGGCCGCUGCCGCCUUUACCGGGUGCUGGUGGAGAAAAUUCGGCGGCGGAGACGAGCGCAGCGCAAGGCGCGGAAGGGGUGGCAAAAGCGAAGCAUGGGAACGACGGCGACGAGGACAAUCCUCCGCCUGUGCCGUUGGAGAAGAAGCCGAGCUUGCUGCAACUCGAGAUUGUCGCAGGACCGAAUGGAACGGCUGCACGGGCUCGCGCUGCCGCCAUUCCCGCCGUCGCGCUCGAUACCGCCCUCCCCGCUUCUCCUGCGACAUCCGUCUUCUCAGCCUCACCCACUUCCGCUGUCCCUCCUGCACCUUCGACCUCCCUCCUUGCUCCAGCAGCUCCACCUUCGAAUCGUCCCUCGUCCCGCGCAUCUUCGCGAAGUCUCGGACCGCAACCGCCUCGACCUCCAAGACGACAGCCGAGUAACCUCAGCAUGGCCAGCGCUCGAUCUGACGUCAGUGCCGAGCCACCUAUCGCGACGUCUCAAAGCGUUUCGAAGCCUACGGCGGCAGAGGCGGGUACGACGGAGCAGGAGACUUCGGCCAGUUCAGUAGCAGCCGAAGCCUCGUCGACCACCGACUCCGCAACAUCCCUCGACGUAGCAAAGUCGCGCACAUCGUCCACGUCUCCGACCGGGGAUUCCGAUGUCAGUCCGCCAGCGAUCACUCCGUCCGCGACAGCCAGCCCCGGUCCCGUGCGACGCGUUCCUUCAGGCCCUGCGCCUUCGAUUCCCGAGAAGUCUGCGCGACGAGCUAGUACACUCGUGACGCGACGCUUCUCUCUCGUCAAUGGCGGGCACAAGCGCGGCGAGAGCGUUGACUCGGUGCGGUCGAAAGAGCAGGAGGGCAAGGGAAAGGUUACUCCGUCGACGAGCAAGAAUGGCUCGCCUCUCGUCGGCAGCGGAGGAACGCCAGACGAAUGGUCCAAGCGGUUCUCUGUCCCCUACUCGGUCUCAGACUUUGCCGACGCUUACGCUCGCGAAAGCUUCUACGCCUCUUAUCCGUCGACUGGGACUGAUCACGCCUCGCCGGCCGGUCCGCCCCGUGCCUCGCCAAACCUGCGAGAAGGCGCCUCGCCCAAGGUGGCGCAAGGCUCGUCGACGAGCGAUGUCACGUCAAGCGAUGCAGCGAGCCCUCCGUCCGCCAGUCAGAAGCCUUCUCUCCGCCCGCUCGACCUCGUCGCCGCCGUGACCGCCGUCCCGAUUUCUGCACAUGCAGCGUCGCCUGCGACUUCCGCCUCUCCCAGCAGAGCCAGCCCCAGCACGCCGCGCGGUGAUGCCAAGGCCCGCGCGGCCGCGUUCAUCGCCGAUCUGAAGAGGGCGAAAGCAGCAGCGGCUGCAAGUGCGAGCGGCUCGGCGGGCGAAGGAAGCGCGGGAGAGGAGGCGGAACCGACAGCGGCGAAGGACUCUGUCGCUGUGCCGGCUCAGACUGCUACCGGCGACUCGCCUGCGCUGCCGGCCCUUCCUUUCGAGGCUCGCCCAGCAAGCCCGCUACUUCCGCUGGUCCAGCCAGACUUCGCCCGAACCGCCGAAACACCCAUUUCUCCCGAACGAUCUCCGCCUGUACCUCCGCCGUCCUACACGAAGCGACCCUCUGACACCUCCGUUCUGCGACAACGUUCCACGUUGUACUCCCCGCCAUCUCGCUACGAGCCUUCCUUCCCGCCACUCCACCGGCGCCGACCUUUGCCGCCUGCCGUCCAGAUCGCUGGCGAGCUUCGUCGAGCUCGCACAGCAGGUGAACGAGCGAGGAUCUACGCCGAGAAGAUCAACGAGUUGGCGAAGGAGAAGAGUCGGCUGGAUGACUGGAUCGCCUCGACGAGGGAUGUGCGAACUGCGAUCGGCCGAUCCCCGCUCGUGGCCGGCUCGCCUGCUCGGAACAGGCGCACAGCCCGUCAAGAUGCUUCGAACGCAACCUUCGCACCUCGUGGAGACGGCUACCGCGCCCGGGAGAUCUCGCCCAACCACUUCAACCCGAAGGAGAUGGUUCCAUCGUCGACGCCGUAUCCCGGCGUGCUCAAUCUCAUGUCGCCGAAGAGUGCGAGUUACAGCAGUCUCGGCACGACGACGAGUAGCGCAGGAAAGUCGUUUUUCUCGGGCUUUGGCCGGGGUUCUCUCGGUCGGCGAGCGUCGAAGCGCGAACACGGCACUUCGCAUGGCCAAUCGUCCACGAGCUCGUCAUCUUUCAGGUCCACCAUCUCGGGCCCCGUCCAACUCCUCUCCUCGACAAACACAGCUCUCACGUCCGGCAACGGCGUCAACCUGCGAUCCGUGCUGUCCGGCCCACGGAUGCCCAGUCAGACGUCUCGAGCGUCGCUCGACUCGCGGAUGUCGUCGCCGACCUCAUCCCCAAAGCCCAACUCGGCGAACGCUUCCCGAAACUCCUUUAGCUUCGGUGGCGCUGCCAUGACACCGGCGCUCUCAGCGUCUACAUCCGUACCGACGCUGCUCGGUGCAAGAGCGGGAGCUCCCGAGCUGGCAACUCUCGCUCCGGACGAGGUCGACGAGGAGAAGCUCGAAAGGCUGCAGGACAUCCUCCCGCAGGCGGCCAGGGCGGAUCUCGUCAAGGCGCUCGCCAAAGCCUCGGGCGACGAUGUUUUAGCCAUCAGCGUCUUUCUACACGACGAGGCGUCGAGGCGUUAG
Rhodotorula toruloides NP11 is the source of this 3648-nucleotide messenger RNA. RefSeq lists its product as uncharacterized. The record is from RefSeq and is a predicted model, not a curated record. Lineage: Eukaryota; Fungi; Basidiomycota; Microbotryomycetes; Sporidiobolales; Sporidiobolaceae. The transcript is spliced from 5 exons. Bases 1 to 3648 code for a protein of 1215 amino acids.